Molecule: messenger RNA, 338 nt
Organism: Lycium ferocissimum
Lineage: Eukaryota; Viridiplantae; Streptophyta; Magnoliopsida; Solanales; Solanaceae
Exons: 1
Coding region: 66-338 (90 amino acids)
Source: RefSeq, a predicted model, not a curated record
UCCAUCCGACGGUUGAGAUUAGGAUGAAAUCCAUUCAACGGUUGAGAUCAAGAUGAAAUCUAAGUAUGUAUUAUGUCAAUUUUUGGCUCUACUUAUAUCAGGUAUGUAUUAUGUCAAUUUUUGGCUCUACUUAUAUCUAUAUAAAGUGCCAACAUACCCAUCCAGACGAAGUUGGCUUUUGUUUUUUCUUUAACCAUAUAAUCCACUUUUCCUCUAAUCACUUGCCAAAAAUGUCCACUCGAUCUACAGGAUACUCUACCAAUGAAGAUAUGCUAUUAUGCCAAGUUUAUUUAGAUGUUUCUCAAGAUCCAAUAACGGGUGUACAUCAAUCAUUUUGA